GUGAUACACACCCGCCCCGCCCGCUGUCAGCAGUAGGGCGGGCGGGAAAAGCUCCGCAGAAGGAGGCGCAUUUACCUCCGGUCCUGGGCCUAGCGCUGCCUGAGCCCGCGGGCUCUGCAGACCCAUAACGCGACAGCCCCUUUCCCAGCGCUUCCCCGGCGGGGAGAACCGGCUCGGCCGCGCUGCUUGGCCCCCCCGCCUCGGCCGGGAGUUCCUGCGGUGUCCGAGCCCGCCCGAAAGGGGCGGAGGUCCCGCACCGGCGAUGGCGGACGAGGCGCUGUUCCUGCUGCUGCACAGCGAGAUGGUGGCGGGGCUGUACCGCGCCGCCGAGCAGGGCGAAGGGGAGAAUGGGCGCUGCACCACCAAGCUGGAGAGCAUGGGCUUCCGCGUCGGACAGGGGCUCAUCGAGAGGUUUACAAAAGAUACUGCCAGGUUCAAGGAUGAAUUAGAUAUUAUGAAGUUCAUUUGCAAAGAUUUUUGGACAACUGUAUUCAAAAAACAAAUAGAUAACCUAAGGACUAAUCAUCAGGGUAUUUAUGUCCUCCAAGACAAUAAAUUUCGUCUCUUGACACAAAUGUCUGCAGGAAAGCAGUAUUUAGAACAUGCACCGAAGUAUUUAGCUUUUACCUGUGGACUAAUCAGAGGAGGCCUAUCGAAUUUGGGAAUAAAGAGUAUUGUAACAGCUGAAGUUUCAUCAAUGCCUGCAUGUAAAUUUCAGGUGAUGAUACAGAAGAUGUAGAGCACAUUCAAUUCAGUAUCUUGGCUCAGUCUUGUAUAUAACUUGUAAAUUAUAGCAGUAUGCAGCACAAUUCCAAAAUAUGUAAUAAAUAUUCAUUGAAAUAAUUUAACACUA
This is a messenger RNA of Lepidothrix coronata (blue-crowned manakin), 853 nucleotides long. RefSeq names its product trafficking protein particle complex 6B (gene TRAPPC6B). The transcript has 6 exons. Gene Ontology annotation, biological process: regulation of GTPase activity; endoplasmic reticulum to Golgi vesicle-mediated transport. Bases 263 to 739 code for a protein of 158 amino acids. The record is from RefSeq and is a predicted model, not a curated record. NCBI's taxonomy places the organism in Eukaryota, Metazoa, Chordata, Aves, Passeriformes, Pipridae. Gene Ontology annotation, cellular component: trans-Golgi network; cis-Golgi network; TRAPP complex.